AUGGAUGGCCAGAAGAGAAACACUAAAGAGAUGUAUGAGAAGAUGGACACUUUGUUCAGCAAUCUCAACACCAAGUAUGAUGCUGUUGCCACUCAUGUGAAGAAACUAGAGACUCAAGUCACUCAAACUAUGGAAGCUGUUAAGAGACAGGAAGCUGAAUCCAAGAAGUCCUUUUGCAACUCAGCUGCCAUAGAAGAAAGAUUUGAAGACCAAGUUCCAGAAUGGAUGCUUUCAAAACCUACUGUUGAUUGCAUGAUUUGGCCUGAAGAGAAUUACCCAGAGAGAGAGUCCAAUCGAGCUAGAAAGAGAAGACUCUUCCCAAAGAUUAUCCCCAAGACAGAUAACUCAGGAAAGUUUGCUGUGCCUUGUAUCAUCAAAGGUAACAUUCUUGAGCAAUCUUUGUGUGACACAGGAGCCAAUGUGAACAUCAUGUCUAAGAGGAUAGCUGACAAGAUAGGCCUCACCAAGAUAGAGCCAUCAUCCAUCUCCAUCAACUAUGCUGAUUCAUUCUCACAAACACCCUAUGGCUUUGUGCCUAAUGUGAUGGUGCAGAUUGGAAAUUGCUCUAUCCCUACUGAUUUCCAGAUUGUGGAAAUGAGAGAGAGUAGCCAUAGACCUCUCAUAUUUGGAACCCCUUUCCUGUCUACUGUGGGUGCCAUAUUUGAUUUCCCCAAUCAAAGAAUCUCUUUCAACAAGGUGAACAAGGGUAUGUUCUUCCCUAUGUGUUCAACAAAGAACUCUUUUGUUGACAUGGUCCAAGAGGAGAAAGUUACUUUGAAGCCACCCCAAGAAGGAGAAACUGAAGAAACAAUCAAGGAAGAUCCCAUUCCUAAGCCCAAGCAGCUUGCCAAACAAGCAAGGAGUAAGACUAAGGCCCCUACACCAAAACCGCCCAAGGGAUCAACCAAGAUUGAAGAUGAGGCCAAGCCAAGAAAGAAGGUAGAAAAGCCUAGGUCUGGCCGCAACAUGAAGCUUCUAUUCCCAGAGGAGCUUAUUGAUGAGAAUCUAGAAGGAUUCAAGGAGAAAGUGACAAGAACUCUAAAGCUUUUUCCUAAGGCAGUAGUGCCAAGGGACAUUCCAU
Molecule: messenger RNA, 1081 nt
Organism: Microthlaspi erraticum
Lineage: Eukaryota; Viridiplantae; Streptophyta; Magnoliopsida; Brassicales; Brassicaceae
Source: the annotation of a GenBank genome assembly